CAAAAUUAUGAGUAAUUUCAGACAAUACAUCGUCAAAAGACCAAAUGCGGUUUGACAAAGAGUCCUUCUCUUUCUUUUGCUUCUCUUUGAUUCCUUUAUACCUUCCUAAAGGUUUAUUUGACACUCACACAACACAAGAUCACAAAGCUUUUUCAAUUCUCUUCCUACCAAAAAGAAAAGACUAAACACCAAGAUUUUCAGAUAUUGCAUCAAAUCUUGUUAGCCUUCAAGCCAACCUCACUCUUAUGGAGACUCAUCAGCACCAAAUUGAAGCAGCACCAGCACAGUUAUCAUGGCAACAAGAAAAUAGAGAAGAAGAAGAAGAAGAAGAAGCUUCAUCAUCACCACAAUCUUCAACUCCCUCUUCCCCUUCUCAAGAAUUCUCCUUCACAAUCUCCCUCCACCACACAUUCCCCCAAGAUAAUAACUCCAAAGCUCAACCAUCUUCCAUUGCACUUGAUUUAUCUCCUGCUGAUGACAUUUUCUUCCAUGGUCACUUGCUCCCUCUGCACCUCCUUUCACACCUCCCUUCUUCACCUCGCUCUUCAACCAAUUCCAUGGAAAGCUUCACCCUCCCCAUCACAGGCUUAUUAGAACACCAAAACCACCCCAUCAUUAAGGAUAGCAGCAGCAGCAGCAGCAACAGCACCACCUUAGACAGCACCAGCAACAACAACAACAUGGGAAAAAACAAGGUACAAGGUAAGUCCAAGUUUACAUUUUCAUUGUUUGGAUUAGCCAAGGGCCACAAAGGGUGCCGAGAUAGCAAGGAAGAUAAAGUGAAGCAGAAGAAGAAGGUGAGGUUUGAUGUGAUCCAUGCAAUCAAAAAGUACUUGAGAAUGGUUCAGCCGAAGAUGCUUUUCAAAGGAGAAAGAGAGAAGAAGAUUAGACCCAGUUGUGGACAGAGUUAUUCUUAUUCAGGAAAUGUAACUCCAAGAAAUUAUAAGCAGAGCUGGAGAGAACAAUAUUCAGCACCAGCAUCAAUGAGAACUUCUCCAACAAACAGUGGUCUCUUGAUUGCAACAACCACACCUCUCCCUUCUUCUGCUAGAGACAGUACCAUGGAAGAGUUGCAAGCAGCCAUUCAAGCCGCAAUUGCUCACUGCAAAAAUUCAAUUUCAAAAGAAGAGAAACUCAAAUGCUGAAUCUUUUUGCUGUUAAACACAUCUCAGACACAGACACUUCUCUCAAUGAACCACCACGACUCAUAAUUAACACGGUGAAAGUGAAAGACUAGUACACUCAAAUUACCUCGGUUAUUGAUACCAGAGAAUUUUUCUUAUUUUUCUUACUUUUCUUUCCCUAGAGUGUUAUUUUCUAGCAUUGAUUUUGUAUGUGAAGUUUAAAUGAGCGUGUACAUAAAAAAGUGUACCAUAAUAAUGCGAUGGGGAAAAAACCAGUAUCUCAAAUUAUUUGAUUAUAAGUUGUAGAAUGCAGAUGAAGUUGUAUUAUAUAUGUAUGGAUUCUUGGAAGGUUCA
Molecule: messenger RNA, 1478 nt
Organism: Vigna unguiculata (cowpea)
Lineage: Eukaryota; Viridiplantae; Streptophyta; Magnoliopsida; Fabales; Fabaceae
Product: BRI1 kinase inhibitor 1-like
Cellular component (GO): plasma membrane
Molecular function (GO): kinase inhibitor activity
Source: RefSeq, a predicted model, not a curated record